Molecule: messenger RNA, 4372 nt
Organism: Trachymyrmex septentrionalis
Lineage: Eukaryota; Metazoa; Arthropoda; Insecta; Hymenoptera; Formicidae
Gene: fmt
Product: serine/threonine-protein phosphatase 6 regulatory subunit 3
Exons: 17
Cellular component (GO): cytosol; nucleus
Molecular function (GO): protein phosphatase binding; protein phosphatase regulator activity
Source: RefSeq, a predicted model, not a curated record
CCGCGGCAGGAAACUGCGUUCGCGUCGUCUACGUUGGUCUACGUCGUAAUUGUUCAGGAACGACCAGGGGUAGCUGCGAGAGCCGCUGGAACAGUAGCGUAAUCGCGUACCGAGUGGUCGUGAGGAAGUAGUGUGCGUGACGACAGCGGUUUUUAGAGCAGACGGUGCUAAAGAGUGCUAAAGAGAAUCGACAGGAGGAUACAUAUACGCGUGCAUGCGAUGUUAGUCGUUCGUCGACUGAACGAAUUCGCGCGACGUGUUGCACCAUUUUCCUUUCCCCGUGCGUGCGUCCCCACGCCACGCCGAUGUGAGUCGGACGAUCGUCCCGGGCUACGAUAAAUCACGACACAUCUAGAUAUUAAGCCACAGAGGUAGCGCACGCACAGUCAGCAUCAUGUUCUGGACGAAUAAUUACGUGUCAUCGCCGCAUAUCGAGGCAUUGCUCAACAAAGAGGAUGUCACACUUCACGAAUUGAUGGAUGAGGAGGACAUCCUUCAGGAAUGCAAGAGCCAAAACAAAAAGCUGGUCGAAUAUCUUACAAGGCCUGCCGUUAUGGAAGAAUUAGUUACGUUAACUAUUAAGGAACCAUCCACGGACAUCGAAGAACGUUGGCGUUACAAGUAUCCUAAUGUUGCCUGCGAGUUGCUCACAUGCGUUGUGCCUACAUUGAAUGAGAAACUGGCAGGUGACGAGGCACUUUUGGCCAAAUUAUAUUCUUUCAUAGAUACAGAUCAACCAUUAAAUCCACUACUUGCAUCAUUUUUCAGUAAAACUAUCGGAGUUCUUGUUGCUCGUAAAAGUGACCAGAAUUGGUAUUCCUAUCAGUUCACAUGCUUACAGGUUUUAGAAUUCCUUAAAAGUCGUCAGAGAUGUGUAGAUUUGUUGUUGCAACAUUUAGAGACUUCGGCUAUCAUGGACUUAGUACUCAAACUUGUUACUCAGGUUGAGGGCAGUGAUAUGCGUCAAAACAUAUUAAAUUGGCUAGAUAGUCAACAUUUAGUGCAAAGACUGGUAAAAUUGUUAGCACCUACUUCAGAAGUAGCCAAACACGCUAACGCGGCACAAUUACUUUGCGAUAUGGUGACAGUAGCUAGAGAAACUCAACGUACAUCCACAGAACGUGCUGAUCCAGAUCCUAUUUUAAAUACUUUAGAAUCAGGAGAAACUGUGAGCCUAUUGUUAGAAACUAUCUUAACAGCAGAAAAAGUAGAAAGUAGUAUUGUCGGUGGAAUACAAGUACUUUUGGUACUUUUAGGUCAAAGGGCCAGCAACACAUCAAAUGAAGGAGAUGUACAUGGUAAUAGCGAAGACACUACGGAUAAUGAGCAGUGUAUUAAAAUUUCGAAUGCUACCUUACCAUAUUUGGAACAUCUUCACAAACUUCUUCUAGAGCCGCCAUAUGUAAGAGCGACUUGCAAACAUUAAAAAAAAUAGUAUAUAUAUAUAAAAUUUUGUCCAUUCUAAUAUUAUCUUCCCAUCUACAUCUUGGUCUACCCAAUAUAAGUGUAUGAAUCAUUAAGAGUUUUUAUUAUAUUGUCUACUUUUGUUUAUUCUUAAUCCAAAAAUAUAUUAUAGGAUCUGUUUUUCAAAUAUACCUGGAAUAAUUUCUUACAUACGCAAGUACAACAGUGCCUGGCCUUAGCUAUUAAUUGCGGACAACGGGAUAAUGAUAUUAUUUAUAAUAAUAUAUUUAUCAAGUGCAAAUUAAUAGAGAGAAUCUUAGAAGCAUGGGAUAAAAACGAGAGUAAACAAAACAAAGAAAAUGGUGUUCGUCAAGGCUACAUGGGACAUUUAAUAAAUAUUGCGAACAAUAUCGUCACUCAGUGCGAAAAAAAUAAUAUACUGACCAGCUUCUUAAAGAACAAUGUAUCACCCGAGUGUCUUACUAGAUGGGAAAAUCUUGUGAGUGUACAGUUGGUGGAAAUUAAUAAAAUUCAUCAAACUGUAAUGAUGGGUGAUCAAACUCCCGAUGUGUACCUGAUGAGUUCCGAGGAAAAUCCAAAUGAAUACAACUCUUACUCGCAAGAGACAUACAUUCAACAGAUGUACUCCAAUUAUCAGGGUCAACAAAUAACACCUCCGUUCAUCGAGAAUUUUGGAUUCCACGAUGAUGAGUUUAACGAUGGUGAUGACGCACUUCAUAAUCCAGUUGACCAAUUAACAACGUUGGCCUUUAAUCUCAGUGAAGAAGAUCUCGACAAGCGGGAAGAUAUGUUCAAUAAGCUGUGCCAACAAAAACAAAAAGCCGGGCUUGAGGAUUGCGGCAGUGGCUUAGAAUGGGGAGAUGAGGGCGAGCUGACGUUCCAGACCGUGGUGGACAAGCGAGAUUGGCAUUCAAAGCAACAACAUCAGGAUUCUAGUUCAUCGGAUGAUUCUAAUUCGUCGGAGGAUUCUAGUUCGUCGGAAGAGGAACCACGUAACAUGAAUAUGGAAGUCGAAACGACAGAUCCUUGGAACAAUACCGAACCACCGAACACUAUACUUCCACCAGUCAAUCCAUGGGAUGUGGCACCGUCGGAACCAAUAGAAUCUACUGGUUGGGCCAAUUUCGAAAAUUUCGAAAAUACUUUGAGUAUAGAGAACACCGUGAGCGAAGAGAAAAAGCCGUGCGAUGAACUUAAAGAGAAAAUAUCAGAAGCUACAGCUGUAAACCUAACGGAAAAGAAUGUAACUUGUAGCGAAAGUGUUGGAGAUGGUAACGAAAAGAGCACAGACUAUGUAGAUAGUCAAGUAGUCGAGAUGAAGUUGCCAGCUGCGGAAAUUGAUCUCAAUGAUAGUAAAAGUGAUGAGCACAAGAUGAUUUCCGCGAAUGAGAACGUCAAUAGCGAGUUAUUGGUCAGUAGAGAUUUUAAGGACACGGAGCAAAUCGAAACAGUAAAGGACACAAAGAACGUAGAGAAUGAAAAGUCGUCAAUUGAACAAGUUUCAGCCGCUUUGUUGGAAAGCACAUCCACUAGCACUGUUGACGCCAUACCGGUGCCUAAAGACGCUAAAUGAAACGUUCCCCCCUGCCUAUGUUAAAUGAUCUAUGGUAAUAGGAGGGGGGAGAAGGAGAGAGAGAAUCAUAUCAGUAUCGAGUCGUAAACGGUUGAUCGGAUGCAUAUUGCGCCUUCUCUAUUUUUCAUUAGACACCACGUUAAUUAUGCUUUAAGAAAACGUUGAUGGGUACAUUAUGGUCCCGCUGCAGGGUAUCUCUUAAAAUAAAUCCGGAAUGCCGAAAAAUGAUUGACGCUCAACUACACUUAGCGAAUAAUUUGAUGUUUAUUAUAUAUAGGUAUAUCCCAUCCCCUUUUUACCUCACCCUUUGAAUGGCCAACAUCUAUAAGUAUCCUGCGAAAAUCAAGUCCUCCCUCUGUCCCAUAUAUUUUACAAUUAUUGUUAAGAGUUUCGUAAAUUGUUAUUUAUACGUAACUGAUAACUGAUUUCUAACAAAGUGAGUGAAGAAUGGAGAGAACAUAAAUCGCAACAUUUUUGUGCGAUACAUAUAGACAAUUUGUAAAGAGAGAUGAUGGAUAAAUUUCGCAUCCGCUUGCUCCACUCGUGACAUUUAAUUUUUUUACACAUAGACGGACAUACACACACACAGAACAUUUACUAUAUGUUUAUAUAUUAAAAAAGCGGAUGAGAAACAUAAGAGAAAAGAGUUAUCGUAACGCUGUUUAAUAUUAUAUAAGACCGGUAUUUCACAAACUGGUGCUUUUGCUUAUUCCUUCGAUAAGGCAAAGGUACUUAGGUGCAGUGCCUACUGUUUAACUGAGUGUACGUUAGUUCAACGAUACGAUACGAGCAGAAAAAAGGAGGAGAGAGAAAAUCGAGAGUAUUUUUAUUACCUUUUGUCGUAAUAAUCAGUCGAAAUUUGUACAUGAUAUUAUAUUAAUCGAGAGCUCUUUACGAACUUGCGCACUUAUUUGCAUUCCGAAAUAACAAAAAAAAAGGAAGAUUUAUACAUACCUUUAAGCGACGUUAAAAGUCUUUCAUCAAGAUCUUCCAGAAGUGAAUAGUUAAAUUGCAGGAACUAAUGUCAAAGCGUCGCGCAUACUUCGAUUGAGCUACCUUAUGUAUAUCCAUCAUUCUUCGAGAGAUCAUUCUAUGAAUUGUGUUACCUGAUUGUUCCACGACUUUCUUCUGCCUCGCAGACUUUGCAGCAGCAAUGUGUUUAUAGCGUUGUACACGAGAUAUUGUUCAUAAUUAAAUGAAAAAAAGCUAAUAAAACAUUGUUCUAAAUCCUAAGAAAACACAAGUGUCACAGCAUUACUAGUUUAAUAUCGAAAUUUAUAAAUUGUGUACAUCGUAUUCUGCGUUUUCUUUACGUUCUAUAUUUUAUAAGACAUAUAAUUAAUAAUUUACUAUACAUGUCUAUCCCGAGAACGU